Molecule: messenger RNA, 1414 nt
Organism: Dermatophagoides farinae (American house dust mite)
Lineage: Eukaryota; Metazoa; Arthropoda; Arachnida; Sarcoptiformes; Pyroglyphidae
Gene: Gcat
Product: Glycine C-acetyltransferase
Biological process (GO): biosynthetic process; L-threonine catabolic process
Cellular component (GO): mitochondrion
Molecular function (GO): glycine C-acetyltransferase activity; pyridoxal phosphate binding
Source: RefSeq, a predicted model, not a curated record
AACUUUUCGAGGUUAUAGCAUUAAUUAUAUCCCAUCGAUUGAUUACGUGUCGUCGUAUGAACAUCUUAUGAUUGGUCAAUAUGUUUUCACUGAUGAAAAAAACAUUUUCGAUCCAUUCUUUGGGAAUUUAUCGAUUAUCAUUUCGACAAAUGAAUAGAGCAGCAUGGAAUAUAGCAAGUAAAGCAAUUAAUGAAAAUCUUAAAAUAAUUCAACAGGAAGGUACAUGGAAAAAUGAACGAAUCAUAACAACAGCACAAGGUGCACAUAUUCAAGUGAAUCACGACAACAAAAGAAUAAUCAAUUUUUGUGCAAACAAUUAUCUUGGACUUUCCAGUCAUCCAGAAGUAAUUGAAGCCGGCCUAAAAGCACUAAAAGAAUAUGGAGCUGGAUUGAGUUCGGUACGAUUCAUUUGUGGAACUCAAGAUAUUCAUAAAGAAUUGGAGGCAAAAAUUGCCAAAUUUCAUAGUCGAGAUGAUGCCAUUCUUUAUGCAAGCUGUUUUGAUGCUAAUGCCGGUAUAUUCGAAGCUUUUCUAACUCCAGAUGAUGCAGUCAUUUCCGAUCAAUUGAAUCAUGCUUCCAUUAUCGAUGGAAUUCGAUUGUGCAAAGCGCAAAAAUUUCGAUUCUCACAUCGAAACAUGGAAGAAUUGGAAUCGAUUUUGUUGAAAACUCAUUCUACAGCUAGAAUUCGUAUGAUCGUUACAGAUGGUGUAUUCAGUAUGGAUGGAAAUGUUGCCAAUUUGCCGGAAAUCGUUAAAUUAGCCCAAAAAUAUGAUUCGGUCGUUUUUGUUGAUGAAUGUCAUGCAACAGGAUUUUUCGGCAAAAGUGGCCGUGGAACAGCCGAAUUUUUCGGUUUACCCGAAGAAAGUGUCCAGAUAAUCAAUUCAACAUUAGGAAAAGCAUUAGGUGGAGCUGCUGGUGGAUACACUACCGGACCAAAAGAAUUAAUCGAUCUGUUACGACAAAAAUCUCGACCAUACCUAUUCUCGAAUUCUUUACCGCCACCAAUUGUUGCACAAGCUAUUAAAGUAUUUGACUUAUUGACUGCUGAUUCAUCUUUGGUCGAAAAAGUUCAUGAAAAUACCAAACUAUUCCGAGAAUCGAUGAAAGAAUAUGGUUUCAAUAUUCUGGGCGAUGAUCAUCCAAUUUGUCCAGUAUAUGUGGGUGAAGCACGUCUCGGCGCAUCGAUUGCCGAUGCUAUUUUUAAUCAAUACGGCAUCUAUGUGGUUGGAUUUAGUUUUCCAGUCGUACCGAAAAAUAUGGCCAGAAUUCGUGUGCAAAUGUCAGCUGCUCAUUCAACCGAGGAUGUUAAACACCUUAUCGAUGCAUUUGUUAAUGUGGGAAGACAAUUUAAGCUGAUUGAAUGAAUUUUUAUUUAAUGAAUGAAAUAUAAACAAAAUUAAAUGUGAUGAAUGAU